UUGAUGUUAAGGGCCCGUCGAAUAGAAGGGAAGAAGGAAAGCUAAACAUGUGAGCAACAACCAAGUAGGCAACGAAUAUUCGGUUGAAAAAUGUUUGCUUCAUUUUUAUUUUACGAACAACAAAAAAUACAGCAACUUCUUUCCUCUCCUCCGUUGUACAAAAACAACUGCUGGUCAAUCAAAACUUUGCUCUUUUUCUCUCUCCUGCUUCUCCCAGCUUGGAGGACAAAUACUCCAACAGUGACGCUGACGUUUCAUCAAUCUAAAACCCCAUUGUAAUCGCCAAACAAGACAAAUUAUAGUUGGAUCCAUAUUGUGGUUCUUCAGAAAGAGAGCCUGAAAUAGGAGGAUUCCUUUGGUUUUUCCGACAUUUAUACUCAUUGUUGUGAUUCUACAUACAAGUUGAUGCCGAAAUGGCUAAGAAGCAGCAAAUUGCAAUAUAUACCACUGCCAGCUUACCAUGGAUGACUGGUACUGCUGUGAAUCCGUUGUUCCGUGCUUGUUAUCUUGCAAAAGAUGGGGAGCGGAAGGUUACUCUUGUAAUUCCAUGGUUGUCUCUUAAAGAUCAAGGACUUGUAUACCCUGACAACAUAACAUUCAAGUCAGCCCUAGAUCACGAGGCAUAUGUACUCAAAUGGCUUGAAGACAGGACAGGAUUCAUAUCCCGGUUUGAAAUAAAGUUUUAUCCUGGAAGGUUUUCGACAGAUAAAAGGAGCAUUCUUCCUGUCGGAGAUAUUACUGAUGUUAUAUCAGACGAAGAGGCAGACAUUGCUGUCCUCGAGGAGCCCGAGCAUCUAACAUGGUACCAUCAUGGAAAUAGAUGGAAAGCAAAAUUCCGUCUUGUGAUCGGGAUUGUCCACACCAAUUACCUGGAAUAUGUUAAACGAGAGAAAAAUUCUGUCCAAGCAUUUCUUCUGAAACAUGUAAAUAGUUGGGUAAUCGGUAUCUACUGCGAUAAGGUAAUUCGAUUGUCUGCAGCCACCCAGGAUCUUCCAAGAUCUGUCAUAUGCAAUGUCCAUGGAGUAAACCCCAAAUUUCUUGAGGUUGGCAAGAAAAAGAAAGAAGAUCUUGAAGAUGGGAAGCCCGUCUUCACUAAAGGGGCCUAUUACAUAGGUAAAAUGAUUUGGAAUAAAGGAUACAAAGAGCUGCUCAAACUUCUUAAGGACCAUCAGAAAAAGCUAGUUGGUCUGGAAGUUGACCUCUAUGGUAACGGAGAGGACUCUAAUGAGGUCAAGGUAGCAGCUAAGAAACUGGAACUACCUGUACGAGUUCAUCCUGGACGUGAUCAUGCUGAUCCUUUGUUUCAUGAUUACAAGGUGUUUCUCAAUCCAAGCACAACAGAUGUAGUCUGCACAACAACAGCAGAAGCAUUAGCGAUGGGAAAGAUUGUCGUGUGUGCCAACCAUCCGUCUAAUGAAUUCUUUAAGCAAUUCCCUAAUUGCCGCGUGUAUGAUGAUGGUGAAGGGUUUGCUGCAACAACAUGUAAAGCUCUGGCUGAACAACCAGCCCUCUUGACUGAUGAACAGAGGCAUGAGUUGUCUUGGGAAGCUGCAACAGAAAGAUUUUUAAAGGCUGCUCAGUUGGACCAAGGGACUAACAGUCGACUCUCUACAACUCCGUCCUCAAAAAAGUUUGCCUCCUUGUCAUCGUCCAACGUGAAAAAGAAAUUGGAAGAUGCCUCAGCAUACAUACAUGACGCAGUAUCGGGUACAGAAUUUACUCGAACGGCUUUUGGUGCUAUCCCCGGUACUCUGUACCCUGAUGAAGAACUAUGUAAGGAUCUGGGUUUGCCUUCUCCUACUAACUCAGGUGGACAGUGCUGCAAGAAGUGAUCUUCUGAGUCUAUUCGCGAUUCUAAUCUUGUAAUUCAGAAAUCUUUGUAGUAUAAAUUUGAAAAGCGUGUCUAACUAAUUGUCUUCUUCUCCUUUUUGAUUUUUUGCCCUUCGUGGGGUGAGUUGCCUUCUCUGUAAAUGGUACGUGUAGCAGAUAUUCAUUAACUUUGAUCUGGUUUUAAUCCUACAAGAAGUUUUUUCAUAAA
Molecule: messenger RNA, 2038 nt
Organism: Spinacia oleracea (spinach)
Lineage: Eukaryota; Viridiplantae; Streptophyta; Magnoliopsida; Caryophyllales; Amaranthaceae
Product: digalactosyldiacylglycerol synthase 2, chloroplastic
Exons: 5
Coding region: 414-1832 (472 amino acids)
Biological process (GO): galactolipid biosynthetic process
Cellular component (GO): chloroplast outer membrane
Molecular function (GO): digalactosyldiacylglycerol synthase activity
Source: RefSeq, a predicted model, not a curated record